This is a messenger RNA of Salpingoeca rosetta, 3373 nucleotides long. RefSeq lists its product as uncharacterized. The coding region runs from base 422 to 3193 and encodes 923 amino acids. Lineage: Eukaryota; Choanoflagellata; Craspedida; Salpingoecidae. The record is from RefSeq and is a predicted model, not a curated record. The transcript is spliced from 5 exons.
UUUUCGUAUUGCCAACGGCGCACCUGCGAGUGUCACGCCUUUUGAUUUGAGGAGUCAGGGUUGCGGCUGUCCACAUUGAGGCCGACACAAGUGUGGAGUGUGGGAAGGGAAAGGACACACCUCACACACGCACGCACACACACACACACACACUGACAUACAUCAAUUACCACGUCAGAGAGGAACACCAUUCAGCAAGCCGACACAUACACACAAAUAGGAUUGAUUCGGUUGUGUGGUGGCGGCUGUGCUUUGGCGCAUGCGCAUUCAUUAUUGGUUCGCAAGCAAGCAAGCGACUGGGGUGACAGUGCGUGUGGUGUGUGAAGGCAUUUCGCUGAGCGCGUGAGUGAGUGAGUGAGUGAGUGAGUGAGUGAGUGAUAUACAACAGCCCAAGCCUGCCCCCUCGUUAUUCGUGGCCACCAUGGACUUGGGACCGCGUGAGCAGGGUCCCGAGACGCCGCCGCGCGAUCGUCGUCCGACGCAGGAUCAUCUAGCACACACGCCAUUGGACCAACUCUCCGAUGAGCUGCACGCCCGUGGCCUGGACGCCUUGACGAGCCCGCCAGUGCGAAGGCGACGAUUUACAGACCAGUACCUGAAACCAUCCAGCAGUGAGGGGUGCCUGACCUCCCUUCGCGAGGCAGCCGAGGCAGAACCGGCAGAGGGCACACAAAAGGCGGCAGAGGAGGGGUUGGCGCCAAGGCUAACCCGCCCAGCGCGCACGCUCUUCUUCCGCAUGAAGGACAUCAUUGGCGAACUGACCAAGCCCGUGCGCAUCCGCGACACGAACCUGAAACUGGAGCGCGACGCAAACGACGCAAACAACUCCAUCAUCUCCUACAUCGAUGAUGCCGGCAACCAGGGGAGCUGCCACGUUUGCGACGUCGUCUGCAUUCGGAUGGACAUCUACUCGGAGGCGACGCGCAAGGACAUAUUGGGGCAGGCGAUGAUUGUGAAGAAGACGUCUGGUCUGAAGCACAGCGAGUGGCUGGAUUGGCUUCGCUCGGUGAUGUUGCUCAUGCUGCUGGCGCGCUUCUUCAACCACUGCUUGGGCCCCGCCAGCGCCGUGCUGGUGACGCUGGUGAUGGUCGUCAGUCGCAUGCUCAGCCUGCACCGCCUCCUCCACAGCGAAGUCAACACGUUCUUCAGCCACUACGAGCCCGUCCUGUUUGGGCUCUCCGCCCUGGACUUUGUCAACAUGGUGCUGUGCAAGAUCAAGUUUGGGUGGACCUUGCACAUCCUCAUCCUCUUUCUCCUCGUGUUUGCCGCCUUUAUGGAAUGGCAGCGCUUCAUGCGCAUUUUGAGCCUGCCUGAACGCGUUCGACUCGCGGAGCCCUCCUACCCAAUCAUCAUCACGCUCGAGGCAUCCACGUUUAUCAAGACGCGCGCCGACUUUCUCACCGUCUGCCGCGACCGUAUCGCCUACGUGGAGGUGUUCCCCUACUGGGUGGAGGUGGUGCUGAGCGUCGCGUGGCACCCGGAGCUGUACAACAGCGUCACCGUGCGCAGAUACAUUGCGUACUUUAUGACGUUUGCCAUGCCCAUCAUCAACCUGUUUUACGUGUCGAGCCUGUUUCUCCCGAUCAUCACCAGCAUCUCGCACGACCUGCUCAGUCGCGCGCGCCGCGACCUUGCCCUCCGCUUUCUCUCCUCUGCCGGCCGCUUCCUCUUCUCCUUCCUCCCAACGCCAGGCCUUCCUCUCGUGAUUGAGAAUGGGCUGCGGGCGAUGUACCGGCUGGUGUCCUCAUCGCUCUCCGCGCUGUCCUGGUUCAGCUCCUAUCUCUCGCCGUUCGAUGCACUGUUGACGCAAAUCCGCAUUCGCUUCUCCUUCCUAUGGAACCUCACCCUAUCCGACUCCCUCAAGAACGGCCUGUACCUCCUCCUGUCCACAUUCAACACGUGCCUGCAGGCAUUUAUUCCGCUGCUGCGCGUGCUCAACAGCAUCUACGCCCUUGUGAAGCGUCCGCUUGACGCCGUUCGCUCGUUCAUGCGCACGCUGGCGGUGAAACCCGUGUCGGAGAUCAAGGCGAUGGUGUUCAGGGCCUGGCUGAUGCUGCUUGGGCGGCAGCGGGGCGGAAAGCCCGCCGAGGAGUACGUUGUGGGGCGCAGGGGCGAUGCACAGGAAAAUGCGACACCAGCGACACCAACAGCAGCAGCAACGAUGGCAACGACGGGCGAUGAAAUGGUGACUAUGGGGACAGUUUCCCCAGCACACGAGGAAAGCGCGAGUGACACUGCUGGUGGUGCUGGGAAGAAUAUUACAAGCACGGAUGCAGCAGCUGGAGACGUGUUGGGAAAGAGCACAUCGCCCUUGGCAGCCUCCACGAAGUCCAGCGCAUCCGAGAUAUCGCCUCGACAGCCCUCCUCCACAUUGGCAUCAUCAUCAUCAUCGUCGUCGUCGUCGUCGUCAUCAUCAUCAUCAGAUGCUGCCGCAGCUGCCUCUGCAUCAGCAAUCACCAUCGUGACGCCGCCGCACAGCGCACGCCAGGGCGACAGCCCGGGUCAAGGCGAGCGUGUGAGUGGUGGCGGCGGUGUUGUGCGGUCACAGUCGCUCAGGGCGGGAUCAACGCUGCGGCAGCGGCGGGCGCACAUGCGAACAGGGGAAGUGGGUGCACCGCUGCUGCUGACGAGCGCCCCUGCAACGCUCACCGUCGGUGUGGCGAAGCAUGGAGGCAUGGAUGGACAGGGUGUCGACGUGCAUCAACGACAACGACAACAACAGCAACGAUCACAACAGCAACAGCAACAGGCGUGUGGUGAGGACGAUGCUGGUGGCUUGACAGCAACAGGAGAGCCUGGUGCAUGUCACUGCUUGAAUGACACCUGUGAUGACGACUGCGACUGCAAUUGCUCUUCAUUGUCCAUACCACAGCAGCGGCAGCAACGCCCCAUACGCGUGGUGCACAACAGGCGAAGCCACCUCGACCGAACCCAGGACCUUGUCAACAAUUAUGAUGACGAUGAUGCGUUGGGUCGCCCCGCUGUCCGCAGCGCACCGCCUGUGCUCCCGCCGCACACACCCGCACCGUCCUUCUCGGACGCCUUUGAUGCCAUUGCGGAAGACACCGCUGGUGGUGACGGCGAUAGCAGUCGUGGUGAAGGUGGUGACAAUGAGAGUGGCAAGCAAGUCGGUGGUGGUGGUAGUGGUAACGAUCUUGAUGGUGGUGGUAAUGGCAUCGAUAACCAGAGAUAGCAGUCCCUCUGUGUGUGUGUGUGUGUGUGUGUGUGUGUGUGUGUGUGUGUGUGUGUGUGUGUGUGAUGUUGCCUGUCCCGUCACAACUCUGUUCAUUUUCAUUGAUCCCUUGCUAACAAGUCAUGUGAUUGCGGUCCAGCGCGUGUAUAAACAAACCAAUCCAUUGAGCUACUUGCCCCC